Heterocephalus glaber (naked mole-rat) is the source of this 3253-nucleotide messenger RNA. RefSeq names its product growth differentiation factor 6 (gene Gdf6). Gene Ontology annotation, biological process: BMP signaling pathway. Lineage: Eukaryota; Metazoa; Chordata; Mammalia; Rodentia; Bathyergidae. Gene Ontology annotation, cellular component: extracellular region. Gene Ontology annotation, molecular function: cytokine activity; growth factor activity. The record is from RefSeq and is a predicted model, not a curated record.
GGGCCCGGCCGCUGUCCAGCCGCUCCGCCACCCUCGCUGCCCGCGCGCCAUGGAUACUCCCCGGGUCCUGCUCUCGGCCGUCUUCCUCAUCAGUUUCCUGUGGGAUUUGCCCGGUUUCCAGCAGGCUUCCAUCUCCUCCUCGUCCGCGGAGCUGGGCUCCACCAAGAGCGUGAGGAGCCGCAAGGAAGGGAAGGUGCCGCGGGCGCCGCGAGAGAGCGCAGCCGGCCGGGCGCCCCAGGAGCGCCGGGAGCCGCAGCCCGGGCGGCCGCAGGAGGAGCCCCGCGCUCGGGAGCCGCCCGGCCGGGGCCCGCGCGUGGUGCCCCCCGAGUACAUGCUGUCCAUUUACAGGACUUACUCCAUCGCCGAAAAGCUGGGCAUCAACACCAGCUUCUUCCAGUCUUCCAAGUCGGCGAACACGGUCACGAGCUUUGUGGACAGAGGCCUGGACGAUCUCUCGCACACUCCUCUCCGGAGACAGAAGUAUUUGUUUGAUGUGUCCACGCUCUCAGACAGAGAAGAGCUGGUGGGCGCGGAGCUGCGGCUCUACCGCCAGGCGCCCGCUGCGCCCUGGAGGCAGCCGGCCGGGCCGCUGCACGUGCAGCUGUCGCGCUGCCGGUCGCCCGCGCUGCUGGACGCGCGCACCCUGGACCCGCAGGGGGCGCCCCCCGCCGGCUGGGAAGUCUUCGACGUGUGGCAGGUUCUGCGCCACCAGCCCGGGAAGCAGCUGUGCUUGGAGCUGCGGGCCGUGGGGGUCGAGCUGGACUCUGGGGAGGUCGAGGCGCGCGCGCGGGGCCCCCAGCAGCCGCCGCCCCCGGACCUGCGGAGUCUGGGCUUCGGCCGCAGGGUGCGCGCCCCGCAGGAGCGCGCCCUGCUCGUGGUAUUCACCAGAUCUCAGCGAAAGAACCUGUUCGCCGAGAUGCGCGAGCAGCUGGGUUCGGGGGAGGCUGCGGGCGCCGAGGGGUCUUGGUCGCUGCCAUCUGGUGCCCCGGAAGCCGGGCCGUGGCUGCCCUUGCCCGGCCGGCGACGACGGCGCACGGCCUUCGCCAGCCGCCACGGCAAGCGGCACGGCAAGAAGUCGAGGCUGCGCUGCAGCAAGAAGCCCCUGCACGUGAACUUCAAGGAGCUGGGCUGGGACGACUGGAUCAUCGCGCCCCUGGAGUACGAGGCCUACCACUGCGAGGGCGUGUGCGACUUCCCGCUGCGCUCUCACCUGGAGCCCACCAACCACGCCAUCAUCCAGACGCUGAUGAACUCCAUGGACCCCGGCUCCACGCCGCCCAGCUGCUGCGUGCCCACCAAAUUGACUCCCAUCAGCAUCCUGUACAUUGACGCGGGCAACAACGUGGUCUACAAGCAGUACGAGGACAUGGUGGUGGAGUCCUGCGGCUGCAGGUAGCGGUUCCUUUCCUGCCGCCUUGGCUCCGGACCGCAGAGAGGCCUGACUGCAGCGAGGCGGAGGAGGGAAGCUGGCCUUGGAUGGGCUGAGGGUGGGGGGCAGCCCGGACGGGAGAGCAGCGAGAGAAGGGGGCACAGCCGGCCCGGACCCCCCACUUGCCAGCCCCGAGGUGCGAGUCACGCCUUGCCUGGCCACCCUGGAGCGACCAGAGGAGGAUUUCUUUCGUCUCUCCCCACCCCCUUAUUAUUGUGGCUUUGGAUUUCCUUGUGUGUCUCACAGGUUUGGAUGGGAGGUAGGGCGAAGGGAGACGCAUACCUGUUUCUCAACUGCUCCAUACAUUGGGAAAACAAAAGCUUAAAAGGGGAACGAUGUGGGAGAAAGAACCAGUAACCACAUCUGGGCUUGGUUGUUUCCUCUUCUGUGAGAAGUCGGGGUCUUUCCAGCCAUGUCACAGCCCCUGUCUUUGACCUCUCCAGCAAAAAGUGUCAAGGAAAAUCGGCGAACGGAAUAGGAGCCAGCGAGGGUCCCGCCUUUGCGAGUUUUGGGAGAGGUGGGCCCACGCGGGCCUGCGUCCCUCACGCGCGUGUUCCCAGGAUUUACCAACUCUGCCUGGCGUCUCGCAGCGCUAGGAGCCUCCGUCCCACUGCAGAGGGCUCGGGCCGCUCCAGCCUUUACUGCGGCUUUUUCUGGUGGGGGAGAGGGAGUUGGUAUGGAUGGAAUGACAAGAAUUAGUCCACCUAGAGCCCCCAGAAGGAUAGUGAGAAACCGCGAGGUUGCCUCUGAGCGGGCUGGCAGAGGUGCUGCAGCCCAGGCUGGAGGGAGCCCGCCCUGAAGCUCUUGGAGUUAUCUCUUUCUAAUUGAUUUGUCAAAAUUCAAACGUCUCUUUCUAAGGGGAGAGUGAUUUUCUAAUUAAAAAGAAAAUUCGUAGGAGUGGGGAAAUAAGUAAUUAAGGUAAGAGAUGCAGAACAGAGGAGGGGAAAAGGACCCCAGAGGCAGAAGGGCCACAGGGCCGAGGGAGGGUGGAGGACGGCGACCAGAGGCCAGUCGGUCCCAGCCGGGAAGGAGAGGAUGAGGGGGCGGGGCACGGCCCAGUCUCUGAAGUUUCUGAACAAGUACGUUCCCUCCCCUCUCUCUGACAUUCCUGAAAGAUUACCAGUCAGCAAUAGCCCAGGGCUCCCCCAAAAGAAUUGUUUUAGAUUGUAAUUACCAGUUAGGCAAUGUUUUUAAAACUUAGUAAUGAGAAACUGUGAAAAGAGCCAAGUGUUACAUUGAGCUUGGGGUGGAGAAUGGGGAACGGGCAGCAAAGAAAGGGGCGAGGGGGAAAUUCACCUUCUGGAAGGAAACGAGAGAGAGCACAGACCCAAACUGAAACAUCCAUUCCCAGGUAGUCAAAAACCAGUCUGCAGCAGUAUUAUUUUCCAACAUUGCCCAUGAGGUCCUUUGAAGAAUGAGCCUCCUCCUAAUCUUUUGACCAUGAGAUGGUUUAAACAGGGGAACCUUUGCCAACUAUUACAAAAAGUUUUGCUUUAUCUUAAGUGGUUUGCUCUGUCCCCAUCUAUAUCUUUUGCUUGUUUGGUUCCGAGAAGUGCAAACUGUCAAGGAAAAAGUGGGGAUGAUAAUAAAUGCUAAUAUAAAAUGCUAAGUAAGAAGAAAAAGAGACUUGGCCAGGAGAAAUAAUUUAAAAUGCAGAUUUGCUUUGGAUGCACUGUUGUUGUUCUGUUAAGGCUGUAUAUAUUUGUUUAUUUAAAGUGACUGGAAGUGCAAAGAGGAAAUGGACACCACGUAAUUCAUCCUAAUGUACAAAAUGUUAUAUGCACUCAAAUGUUAUAAUUUCUAAUAUUUUUAAAGUUUAUAUUU